GUUCCUGGUCACAGAGGUCCAUCUCCCGUUCCUUGCAGCGAGCUGAGACUUUACUCAGAAGCACCUUAAAUCCCAGUCUGAAGUGGUUGUUCCAUGACCGCAGUCAAGAUGAGGAAGAGGAAGAGGGACAUUUUGUCGUCGCUCAUAACCUGGUGUCCCGGUCCUCUGCACGUCUCCUGCAUCUCCAACAAGCUCUUCUGACUGUUGCACGCCAGUGGCAGCUUGUUGGUGGGGCACAGGUGCGGUCAGCCCAGGUCUGUGUUCGAGGCCUCACAGCAGAAGGCGGUGUUCUCCUCCUACCGUCCUCCCCCUUUGUGCAGGGGAACUACAGAGCUCUGUGGAGGCUCCUGGAGCACCGAUCCCUGCUGCUCUUCAUACACGAGUACACCAGGAGGGCUCGUCUAACAGCAGUAUAUGUAUCCAGAGUGAGCCACCUGCUGGAGGAUUAUUUGAAGAAACCACACCAGACCCCGUCCACCUGGUCUUCCUUCAGGCUUGGUCUUUGCUCUCUGAGCCAGGAGCUCCGGGUCCAUCUCAACCACUGGUCUUGUCUGUUCUCCAAAGUCCAGUCUGACCACUAUUUGAGACCUGCUCUGGUCCAGCAGACAGGGAUGCUGGUGGAAAUGAAACAUAAUCUGGAUUUACUUGGUCUGCAGGCACUGGUUUUGAUGGAGCAUUAUGUGUAUGUCAUUCUAUCUGCUGUAGCCCAGACUGAAUUAGACUCUGUACCAACAGAAGUCCUGGAGGAUAUUUUAGCAGGUGCAGAGCUGUAUAACCAGGCAGUGUGGGAGAGAGAGCAGCACAGCACCACCCAGCUGAGGACUGCAGUGUUACAACAGGCACAUUAUUCUACACUGGAUUCUGGUCUUCCAAACAGCAAAAGGCAUCACCCUGCUGCCUUCUCAGUCAAAGAACUGAUGAUGAUUUUAGCCGCUCAUCAUGCAGAGACAGCAGCCAGGCAGCUGAACAGCUGGGCUUCUGACCAGAGCUGUCACAUUUAUCAAGACCACACAAACUACAAGGCCUACACAUGUUCUGAUAGCUGUGGGACCUCUGCACUGAGAUCUGAGUGGACCUGGCAACAACUGCAGCAUGCUUACCUUAUCUCCUCUCCUCUGUUUUCUACGAAUAAUCACCCCCCUUUGCAGCCAUCACUUUGUCAAACCUGCCAUAAAACUCCUCCUGUUUACAUCCCUGAUCCUCAUCCGGACAGCACAAUCUUGGAAAUUCACCAUCCUGUAUUAGCCAAGCAACAUAGAACAGAGGGCUCAAACAAAGACCAAACGAGCCAGUGCCAAACAUACAUAUCCCAGACUGGAAUAGCCAAGACCAGUGUAGAAGCUUUAGUCUCAGUACAACCAAAUGUAAAAAGACAGAACCGUUUAGAAAACUGUAAACCCUUGCAGACCACUUCACCCCCUUCAUCCACCUUCCACCGUCUCUCAGCCCUGCCUCUGUUAAGGGUUUAUCAACAGGAUCAUUCCUCAGCAGAGCUACUUUUUCAGCUGCUGGUUUCCUCCACUGACCUGCUUGCUCCAUUGGCAUCACAUACACCUACACCAACUGCGCACCUGCCCCCAAAUACAAUAACUAAUGUGCUAUUACCAAGUGUAAAGACUGACCCAAUGACUUUAACUGCUCCAAGCAUAAAUACAGCUGAUUCAGUGGUACUGAAUAGACUUAGUACAGAACUGAACAAGAACCAACCUAUGGACGGAACUCAGCAGGAAUGGGCUGAACUAGAAAUGAUAACCAGGCCAGAAGCCACUGUCAGGUAA
This is a messenger RNA of Morone saxatilis (striped sea-bass), 1778 nucleotides long. RefSeq lists its product as uncharacterized. The transcript has 3 exons. Lineage: Eukaryota; Metazoa; Chordata; Actinopteri; Moronidae. The annotation marks the transcript as partial. The record is from RefSeq and is a predicted model, not a curated record.